This is a messenger RNA of Xylona heveae TC161, 2548 nucleotides long. RefSeq lists its product as hypothetical. Gene Ontology annotation, molecular function: SNARE binding. Gene Ontology annotation, cellular component: endosome; lytic vacuole. Lineage: Eukaryota; Fungi; Ascomycota; Xylonomycetes; Xylonales; Xylonaceae. The transcript is spliced from 5 exons. Gene Ontology annotation, biological process: SNARE complex assembly. The coding region runs from base 70 to 2289 and encodes 739 amino acids. The record is from RefSeq and is a predicted model, not a curated record.
AGAGGAUAGAUAUCUUAUUUGCAAAAUAAUGCAAGCUUCUCUGACUAGUCCCUGCCAACGCCGACUGUAAUGUCGCGUGCAACCAACGACGGGGCUAGUCCAACGACUACGGACCCCGUCGACGGCAAGGCAUGGCGGCGAGAACGACCGCUGCUGCUUCCAUCUAACCGUAAGCUCCGCCAUCUUCAAGGGAUAUCUCUACGCAACCUGACUCUCGCACCUCCGUCCGCCCGAAUUCGACGGCAAACCAUUGAUGAUGAAUCACUCCCCAAAACAUGGAAGUCUCCAGCGAAACUUCUUGCUCAAAGGGAGACCCGCAAGCUGGAACACUCUCGGUCUUCAAUUGAUUUGAAACUUCCAACAACAUCCGAGAAUGACUCGAGCACAAGCACGCUCCUUACGCAAGACUCCAGCUCGACUGACACUCCGCGUCCGGGCCGCGGAGUUAUGCGCAGGCGAAGUACGUUGAGUUGGGCCAACUUCAGCCCAGACACGAGACAAAAGAAGCUUGAAAGCGUUGCCAGCGGACGCAUGGCCGAUACCUGGUUCUCUCUGCACUGUGCCGGGAAUGAUGAGCCAGUAUAUAUCAGUGAGGUCAUUGAAAAAGCAAUGAAUCCCUCCUUUCGCUUCUUCGAUCUCAACUCGUGCGGACCGCUAAUAAGCCGCCUCGAUGAUAUGGCUAUCAAAGUGUGGGCCAAGAACGAGACCUUGGACGAUUAUAACCUCUUGGUCGAAUUGCAAGUUAACCUGCAAUCUCUGCAAUUCAUCGGCAAGACACUCGAGAACUCUCAUCAUCCUCUCCCCCAGAACUGUAUCGUCUUUCAUCUCUCGGACGGAGUCUACACAUCAUUUACAGACCUUCCCCCAGAAGAACCGUCCAUUGGCCUCCCGAGAGUCACUACGCAAGGCGCUCAAUCUUCCUCCUCGUAUGAUGCGCUGAUGCGCCUUUCGACUCUGGAUGACUGUAUCCAGGACGCUUUGGCUACCCGAGAGCGCCUUGCAUCGCAAAUCACUCAUCUUCUAAAAACCAACGAGGAUCGGGUCACCACCGUCGCACAAGUCCCGCUUUCUGAAUCAUCCUUGACUACGACGAAACGAUAUUGUGCGUCACAAAAGCGGCUGUUAAAGAAUGCAAUAAGCCGUCGCGGUGAGCUACAAAUGAGUCUCAAUGCCCGGCGAGAGGCUAUGCUCCAAGGUCAAAAAUCACAAGCGCGAGCCAAAGAAUACCUUGAGGGCGCCACAACGAAACUAUCCAAUUGUAGAUCCUUAGAGAGCGAGACGGCUGAGGAUAUUCACGGUCAACGCCGACGUAUCUGCGAAGACCUAAUGAAUAUCUUCCCCAUCGAGCCAGUUUCUAACGGACGUCCAUUGGCAUUCACCAUUCGCGGCGUACCACUACCAGCAAAUUCUAAUUUUGGCGAAUCUGACGAGGAUGAGGAAGCAACCGCGGCAGCCUUGGGGCAUGUUGCGCACGUCGUUUACCUAUUAUCAUUCUAUCUUUCCAUCCCACUUCCUUAUCCAGUGCAGCCGUAUGCUUCGAACUCCUUUGUUCGAGACCCUAUUUCUCUUAUGCCGCGCGCCAGCAGCGGAGGCAACAGCACCUCGUCUUCCUCUAACACACAGCCAAAUUCCACAUCCUUCCCGAGCACCUCUUCUGGCAAUGGCUUCUUCUCCUUCUCCUCUUCAUCCCUCUCCUCUGCCGGAAACAACAAUUCAAUCUCCAACUACCGCACUUUCCCCCUCUACGUCCGCGGCGCGGUACGAUACCGUUUCGAAUACGCCGUCUUCCUACUCAACAAGGACAUUGAGCUUCUUCUCAGUCGCCAGUCCUUGAAAGUCCUCGACAUCCGUCACACCCUGCCGAACCUCAAAUACCUCCUGUACGUCCUCGCUGCCGGUAAAGGUGACUUACCUGCGCGCAAAGCGGGCGGCGUAAGGGGCCUACUCGUCGGCCGCGUCACACCGACCGCAGAUGGUCUCUUUGGGAGUCUGUUCGAGCGUGAUGCAAACCGUCCUGGGAGUCGCGGUAGCCUCGCAAGCACCAAUAGCGGUAUUGGUGGCGGUGUCGGUGUUAGUGCUGGCAACGUGUCCGCUCGCAGUGGCGAUAAUCAUCAUCAUGAGAAAAGCAUCAAGGAACUCAAGAACGGCGUCAAAUCUCCUGUCGCGCAGACAACGCGCCCUCAUACUCGCUCCUCGUCGCUCUUAUCCAACAUGGCCGUCUCGUCGACUGCGACGUCUCCGCCUUCCGGAUCGUUUCGAACCAAGGGAUUUAGGGAGCGAGAGAGAUGAGCUUGCGGUUCUUAUCAUGAACUCGUGACAUUAUCAUAAAAUUCAGUUUAAGCUUAGUGGCCACGCCACUGUUACAAGCACAAAGUAGAUGCCCGAGUUAGAUGUGAGAAGCGGAUUGCACCAUUUACUUUAUGUCCGUUGUCAAUAUAUAUAUAUAUUCUAUUCAAAAAUACCUUGGAUAAAUCCAUGUAUCAUUCUACCCAUUCAUAAAUUAAAAUCAUGGCAUCUCGAAUCUUAAUCACUUCAUCAAAAAAGGGAC